AACUCAUCUUCCACCUCUUCUACUCACACCCAAGGGCUGACCUUUUCUGCAUCAUCUCUUCUCCUCAUGUCGCCGUAAUCUUCCUAUCAUCCCCCUCCAGCCCUUGCUCCAUCUCUCAACAUGCCCAAGGUCAUAGGUUACACUCCACCUUGGCUCUCACGACCUUCUCCUGGUGCCCGCAUCUUUACUGAUCCUGCUCCUCAAUCUCCCGCCUCUCCCUCUAAACGAUCCUCGUACCUUGGUUCUCCUCCAUCUACAGACUAUCAGGGGCCUCGCAGACUCCUCGCCAGCAGGGGCACAGAAGUCUUUACAGUAGUUGGAAAUAAAAUCAGAUGGGCAGAUUUGACUACUGUUCGGGACAAUUGGGAAGACACCGCCAACUCGCGCUCUGGCUCUGCGAUUUCGCCAACAGUUAAACAAUCGGAACAGGCUCAGUCGUACCGCCUUCUCGAUGUCUCAAUCUACUACCAGAUUCGUCACAUUGCAGUCUCUCCUUCGGGCUCCUUUCUCGCAAUCUCCACAGAGCACACCGUUCACCUUGCCGUGUUGCCUGCCUCUUCUAGACUCUCCGAAUCAGAUCGCUCCCCCCUCAAGCUCAAAACCUAUCAACUUGGCCCGACCAUCCAUGUGAUCCCAGAGUCUCCCCUCGCCUCUGUCCUGUGGCACCCUCUUGCCUCCUCCACCCCCUCCACCGACUGCCUUGUCACGAUAACCGCCGAGGCCGCCGUUCGAGUAUGGGAGAUCGAUCGCUCGAACAAAUGGUCAUUCGAAACACCGGCCCUCGCCAUCGAUCUUCGCAAACUCGCUGAUGGUGUCUCAUGCGAUGAUGACUUCAGUCCUUCUGGCUUUGGAAAGAGUCGUGGGUUUUCUGUCGACGAUUUCGACAUGGAUAUUUCAUCUGCUGUUUUUGGGGGCCGAGGCCGGGAAGAUGAAGAUGCUUGGGCAAGCAUGACACUAUGGGUGGCCACAAGAAAUGGAGAUCUCUAUGCCUUGUGUCCUCUGCUCCCCUCAACGUGGCGUCCUACUGAAACAACCAUUCCGUCCUUGUCGACUAGUGCGGUCGCUCAGGUCGCUUCGCUCGAUCCCCAGGACUUGAACUCUGAUGAACGACGCGCCGCAAAUCAGCAACUUGAGUGGGUUCAAGAAAUCGACAGUGAAAGCCUUCUUAUCGUGGAAUCCCCAGACUCUCUCAGUCCGCACGAGGCCUGCCACCGGCCCCAUAACCCUAGUGCCAUUCCUCGACUUCAAGGUCCUUUCUCUGUCCAGCCCGCUGACGAUGAUGAUAACGAUAUUGACAUAUCAGACAUCUUCGUCUUUCCUGCAAAGCUUGACGAACAAGAGUUCUGGGCCGGUGAGGAAGACUAUGUAGACUACGACCGACCGCUAUCUUCAGGGGUUCCUUUUACAACUAUUGCCAUCGCAACAACCCAAAGCCACGUCUGGCUUGCAAUUGACCUCGAUGGUGUGUCAGGCCAGUGGCUACCCAAGAAAGGUCGCAGCGUUUUUAGUCUACCCUCCACAGAACCCCGAGAAUUGACAUUGAUCGACAAUUUUCAAAUCACCAAAGAUUCAACCACUUCUCCUUCCUGGCCGACCUUUACGGUCGACGUCGUACACAAUUACUGCCUCUUCGCCGCAACGACCAACCAGAUCCAUUCUAUCUCACUAAAUGAUUGGGUCAAUCGCUUGGCAGGUGAACUGAAUGGUAACGAGCCUAUAGAUCCUGGCUUCAAGACAAGAAUCGAAACAACCGCACAAGGCCAAGUUGCAUAUACCGCAAGCAUCCUCAAUGUCGACCCACAGCCGUCGCAACAUCUUUCGGCUCCUACGAUCAUUGAUGACACAGGCCUGGGCUACUUCCUUUUGAGCUCCACUCCAACCUCGGCGCAUGCUGUCUCUUUCGAUCAAGACCAUCUUCGAGCCUUUUCAACUGGUCCACCAUCUCCCGAACUCACAACCUCAUCCCCCUUCCGAUUGACUGGACGUUUGUCGCGAGGCCCUUCAGAUCUGCCUCCGACAUCCGAGAUUGAAAAUAUCCCAUCGCGAUCGCCAUAUGCCCCUGCUCACAUCUUCUACGCCAACCAAUUUCAGCAUCUAGAAAACCUCCGCCAACGCCUGCCCCAAAAUUUGAAAAGAGCAAUCGUCGAAAGUCCUAUGCGUCUUUCACCUGCGAUCCUUGAGAUCAUGACUGCUUCCCACCGUAUGUUUAGUGUUCAAUCCGCCGAGCUCGAAAAGGCAGCUUCGGAGCUGUUCCGGAAAUGCCAGCGUCUCCAAGAAGAACUGGGUGACCAAGUCAAACAAAUGACCGACCUUGCUCAACGUUUGCAAAAUCUCCAAUCCAGCGAAGAAGAAGACGAACAAGGUCAUCCUAAACCACGAAAGACACAUGAAGAGAGAAUUCAAGAAGCCAAAGACCGACAGAAGGCCUUGGUAAGCAGGUACGAGGAGCUCAGGAGGAAGGUUGGACGAGCGACCUCGACAAACAGGGAGUUAACGGUCAAGGAAAAGGCCUGGAUUGAAGAAGUGAAUACUUUGGGCCGAACGGUGGGGAUUGAUGACGUUGAUGGUGAUGAAGGGCUGCAAGAAGCAAGGGUGACAAAUGCGUCUAGCUUAGGUGUCCGAUUCGAUACAGUCAAACAACUUGCCACCGACCUGUCAAGCGAAGCUCGGGUGCUGCAAGAACAGGAACAGCAGCAAGCUUCUGGUCUCGACCAGAGUACCUCUUCUCUCUCGGCCUCGGCAACAUUCUCCCGCUCUCGAGCGUCUAUCGGUCCAGGAUCAUUUGCUGAUAAUAUGACCGGCUCAGGGCUUGGUGUCCAGGUGUCUAACAGACUCCAAAAGGAGAAGAUUGCGGAAGUUAUGAGUAUGGUGGAACGUGAAAGUGCAGUCAUUGACGCUGUCGCCCAGAGACUGGAGCGGCUGCGAAGUUUCUAACAGAAUAAAGUAAUGGGAAAUGACACCGUUGGUGUGUGUGAGGAUGACUUUUGCGAUGCAAGCCCUCUAUUUGUCUGUUUCAAUGUUACUCAUGCCUGAGGUGGU
Exophiala mesophila is the source of this 3039-nucleotide messenger RNA. RefSeq lists its product as uncharacterized. Gene Ontology annotation, molecular function: structural constituent of nuclear pore. Lineage: Eukaryota; Fungi; Ascomycota; Eurotiomycetes; Chaetothyriales; Herpotrichiellaceae. The coding region runs from base 121 to 2934 and encodes 937 amino acids. The record is from RefSeq and is a predicted model, not a curated record. Gene Ontology annotation, cellular component: nuclear pore. Gene Ontology annotation, biological process: mRNA export from nucleus; ribosomal large subunit export from nucleus; protein import into nucleus. The transcript is spliced from 2 exons.